ACAUGGUAUUUCGAAAUCCUUUCCAACAUGUACAUAGUCUGACUAAAAUAGUACUAUAAUCCGAUAGAGAAGACGCCGUCUAAAAAGCGCAUGCCCGUACCAGUUCGCUGUAGACAUAGGUCAGGCAAGACAAGACAAAAAGUAAAUUAAUUAGGAAUUAUUACAAUUGGAAAUUGUUAUGAUGACACCUGAAUUUUGUUUAUUGUUCGGACUGGUGGUUUUCUGCGGAGCGCUAGGUUUAGCUGACAGUGUUAGCUGUUUCGAGUGCUCGAACCUACAGGACAAGAGAUGUGGGACAACAUUUGACUUUGCGCCCGGCUCAACGGAAGCCAAGGAGAAAUAUCUGAAAAAAUGCGAGGGAGAAUUGACCUUCUGCAGAAAAUUGACAUAUGAAGACGAUUUUCAAGGAAAGAAAACAAACGGUAUAGUUGUGUCACGAUCAUGUUGGACCUCCCCGGGAAAGGAAGGAUUUGAACCGGAAGUUAAAGAGUGUUCGGAAAUGUUCAAAGGUGUAGCAUGUUACUGCAAAGGUGAUCUCUGUAAUGGGAGUGAACUCGUCCGAGCAUCUACUGCAAUUUUAUUCAUUGGAUUACUUCCCUUACUUUGUUCACUAUUAGGAUUUUAAUUAUUUUUUUUUGUAUAAUUUACUCUAAUGCUAUGCAAUAUUAAGAUCAGGAACAUUUCAUAUCUUUUUGAAAAGAAAUGUUUAUUGUAUGCAAAUUUGUAAAAUGUUUGUUCGAUUAACGUACGUAAUCACUUUUGUUUUAUGAUAUAUGACUUGAUGCGAAUUAUGUUUCUUUCGUUAAAACAGGCACAGUCCGACAACAUACGUUCUUAAAAUACCAGUAGUCAGCCCAAUACAUUUUCUUUAUGUGUACACUUAUAUUGCAAAGUGGUGGUAUUAUUGAAAGUCGUUUGAAAGUGCAAUUGUCGUGAUUUCAUUUAUGUAUAUAUGAAAUACCGUGUUAUAUGAAAUACCAUGUUUUCUCAUUGUUUUGGAUUCACAUUUUGUCAUUUUUGAAGCAAAUAUUUGUCGUUAUUUAAGAUUUUUUGUUCUAUUUUAUGUAUUUAUAUAUGUGUGUUAUCAUGGUAACCAGUGUGUAAAAAUAAUAUUACAAAACAGAAACGACGGUAUGCACUUUUUCAAACAUGUAUCAAAUGUAGAAAAGUAUUAUUAUAAUCUUUAUAACUGAGUUUAGUUUAUAUUUGAUAUGUGACCACAAUAGGUUAUACUUGUUAAAUUGUUCAAUUGUAUAAUAAAAAAAUCAUUGUGCUUUUAGCAUAAAGGUCAAUGAUUCACAUUGAUCCAAGUCUGGGAUUCAUUUACUGACUUUCAACAAAAUUGUACACGAAAAGUAACGCCUUAAGUUUCAAAGUUAUUGAUACUAGAUUAAAUAAAAGGGAAUUAAUAAAUGAGAGUAUACUCUAUUUUCAAGAUUCAAGGAAGGUAACAAAUGAUGUAUUACUCUUCUCAAAGGGAAUGAAAUCUAUAAGAAUUUACAUUUUAUAUUUGCGAAUUUUAAAGUUUCAUCAGUGUAAAAUCCUUAGUUAUGUUACACACAUGUAGAGAUUAUUAAUAUAUGCCGAAAUAUAAAUGCAAUUUUUGUCCGAAAUUUAGAAAUUUAUUCACAGAUGACAUAUAUAUGAAUUUAGUUACAAUAGUAAUUUGCGAAAUAAACGAGUUAUUAUUUUUUAAUUUGGAGCUAUUCAUAGUAGCUUUAGGACUAUGAUUUCAAAAUGUCUAAUGUCUUAUUUUGUUACAUAAAAUAUAUGUCGCACCACUUUAGUUGAGUGACACUAUGUAAUAGCAGCUUUAGUCUAUA
Ruditapes philippinarum (Manila clam) is the source of this 1823-nucleotide messenger RNA. RefSeq lists its product as uncharacterized. Bases 179 to 625 code for a protein of 148 amino acids. Gene Ontology annotation, biological process: positive regulation of voltage-gated potassium channel activity; regulation of synaptic transmission, cholinergic; sleep. The transcript has 3 exons. The record is from RefSeq and is a predicted model, not a curated record. Lineage: Eukaryota; Metazoa; Mollusca; Bivalvia; Venerida; Veneridae.